Messenger RNA from Pneumocystis jirovecii RU7, 3087 nucleotides. RefSeq lists its product as uncharacterized. Bases 1 to 3087 code for a protein of 1028 amino acids. Gene Ontology annotation, biological process: chromatin remodeling. The record is from RefSeq and is a predicted model, not a curated record. Gene Ontology annotation, cellular component: cytoplasm. Lineage: Eukaryota; Fungi; Ascomycota; Pneumocystomycetes; Pneumocystales; Pneumocystaceae. The transcript has 4 exons.
AUGGACAGACAGCAGCGGGGAACAGCGUUUGCAGAGCUGAGGCCGAUCUGUGUGUGUUUGAGCAGUGUCUGGACAGGAGCAGAAGUUAACAGUAAAAAGGUGUGGGAGGCGCUGGAAGAGCUGGAAAAGGUACUGGAACGGCACCAAAAGGCAGGAAAUAUGCUUGGAAGUGGAAUUGCAGACUAUAUUUUUAUGCCACUUGGGUAUUUAUGGCGGCAACAGCGAGAACUGAGUGACAGAGUGAAAUCAGGACUGGUGGGGUGUACAGGGUUGUUAAUUGAGACGGGAUGGAGAACAGAACUUACAGAGAAGGUGGUGAAAGAGCUCUGUGUGCUUUUGACGGGGUUUGUGCGGGCAGAAAACGCGGAAAUGCGAGAUAUGCCGGAGGAUAUACGGAUAAAGGGAAUAGAGGCGCUUGAGAGGCUUUUUUGGAGCGAACAGCGGCGUAGGGAGGAAGCAGUAGGCGUAGGGAAAAAGGGAGAAGCGGAUGGAGGGCGGGAGAGGGUGUCUGAAGUGCUGGAGUAUAGCGCUACAGAGCAAGUGUGUGGAUGUGAUGUGUGUGGUAUUGUUUGGGAUAGUGCGGGAGAAGGUGUUUCUGAGGCGUUUUUUGCCAGGGAUUAUGUCGUGUGUCUGCAAACGAGUGGCAAAGGGGCAGCUGAAGAGCAGCCGGGUGGUGGAGCAGUCAAUGGUGUAAAAGGUGCAACGGAGGGGACACAGGAGGGGGUGUCGGGGGAUCAGAGGAGAGAUCAGAGUGAAAAAGCGGGUGUGGAAGAAGAUGUGAGAAAAAUAGGCUCUUUUUCUGCAUUGCAGAGUCCUGUAGAGGCAAAAGAGAUGCCAGUGAAGGCAUUGGGGGCUGCAGAAGGGGUUUUGGACGGGUCUGUGGCGGUUUUAUCUUCAGAAUGGCUGUUGAAUACGCGUGAACACAUGUAUAUGGUUUGCACGGUUCUUAUGAAGUUGAAGACGCACUUUAACCAACGGGUUCGACAACAGGUGUUGGAGUUUAGUUUCAGGGUAGCAGGUUCUUGCUUUAAAACACUCAAUAAUUGUGUCAAACAGUCACUUUUGACGAUUUUGUUUUUGGCAGGUGAUAUGGAAGCAGCAGUGCAGGAUGUGUCAGUGAGUCGUUUUUUCGAGCUAGCAGUGUGUCAAAGUCAUGAGCCGGAGUUUUGGAAUCUCAUUGAUCUGCUUCUAAAGGAACAUCUUGACACGUGGCCGGAAGUAUGCUUGUUACCUGAUGAGGAUGCUAAACGGCGGCAUUUGGUUGCGGUUAUGCAUAUUGUGUCUUUGUUGUUGAAAGAGCGAUUAGAGAUCAGCUUUAUUUCCGACUUUCUUAUUCAUGGAAUCUCUGAUUCUCUUUGUUUUGCUGCAAAUACCAAAGUAUCGAGGAAUACAGAUCUUAUUCAGCCAGUGUCGCAUCUUUAUGCUCAAGACCCAUUUGAUAAUGAUGGACUGUCUGGGCAAACAUUCCCAGUAUUUCAUUUUGUAAAUAUAGAAAGUAAUUUGACAUUUUUGGCAUUAGAGAAAAUAUUUACGCUUUUUGGAAAAUAUUCGUCUGUUGAGUUUUUGAAUUAUCUUCUUUACAAAAUAAAGGCAUCUCUGUGUGAGUCUCGUGCAAAUGUUUUAAAAUGGGUUUUUUUGUGCAGUUUGCGGGAUGUAAUGGAGCAUUAUGAUUCUUACAUACAAUAUAAUGAUAAUCAAGAUUUAAAAGUUAAUAUGGAGGAUAUAUGUAUGGAUAUAUAUACUGAUUCAUCGAAUUACAUAUCAGACUUUUCGUCUUCUUUAUAUGAUGAUCCUAUUGAUUGUAAUAUAUCUCAAAGUAAAGUUAUUCGAAUAUGUUUGGAUUUAGAAAUUGUAUCUUUGGUUGCAAAAAAGCUUGGAAAAGGGUUCAGAACUGAGUUUGUCGAUUGCUUAUAUCCGAUAGUUUAUUUAUUAGGGAGUCCUUAUGAAAAUAUAACUAAACAUGCACGUAUAUGUUUGAAUAAUUUGGCCAUGUAUUGUGAAUAUAAUUCGGUUCAAGAUUUGCUGAUAGGGAAUGUUGAUUAUUUAAUCAAUGCAAUUAAUUUAAAAUUAAAUACAUUUGAUGUUAUGCCCACUGGUCCAUCUAUACUGGUUAUUCUUUUGCGCUUAAUAGGUUCUAGUAUUGUCCCUUAUUUAGAGGAUAUUGUGGAUUCUGUCUUUGUUGUAUUGGACAAUUAUCAUGGUUAUUCUAAACUUGUUUCAGUAUUUUUUUCAUUUUUAAAUGAAGUGAUUCAAGUUAAUAGCAAUUCUAUAAAGCCUAGUAUUUCUAAUGUGGUUAAAGAGGAUGAUAUUCAUAAUACAGGUCCAUGUUUAGAGGUUAUUCACAUUGUUGAUAAAAUACAUUCUUUGUAUCAUAAAAAUACGGUGGAUGGGAUUGAAGCUGUAUCUAAGUCGUCUAGUCAUUCUUUAGAAAAAUUAUCAAAUAAUAUUAAUAAAGUGACACUUAAAAUUAUUCAGAAAAUUUCCAAUAAAUCACAAGUGUUUCUUAAUCAUCAGUCAUCAAAUAUUCGAAAUGGAUUAUUAAAAAUGCUUUCUACUUCAAUACCUUUUUUGUCAUUGGAUGAAAAAAGUUUUUUACCCUUCGUUAAUGAUAUUUGGCCUCUUGUUAUUGCUCAGUUGAAUUUAGAUGAGAUGACAUCAGUUAUUUUAUCUGCUUUAGAUGUUAUUGCAUUACUCUGUGUUUAUGCUAAAGAUUUUAUGACCUCAAGACUUUCGAAACAUGGGAUCAAGAAUUUAUGUGAUCUUUUAAGUACAAGUCUUCAGCGAAGCAAUUAUGUACUUACGGAUAAAUUUUCAAGAUCAAUAAAGAUUCAAAAUAAAAUCUUUUUGGCACUCAAUGCCGCUGUUGAAAAUGUUAAAUUACCAGAUAAAACUAUUGAUAAAAUGAUUGAAUCAGUGAUAUUUUUUUUUAGAAAGUCAGAUAGGACACUAGAAGCAGAAACACUAAUGAAGACACUCGAAAAAAUUUACUCUGACAAGCUUUGGUUAUCAAUGCUUCCUUUUUUGGAUUUUAAAGAUGUUAAACCUUUAUCAGAAGAUGGUCUUAUAUUUUCAGACGUUGUUUUAUGA